ACUCUCUUUGGGUGAGAACAUGGGCUGCCAGCUCCCAAAUCAGCCACCCCAGCCCAGGAGGAGGGAUUAGAUAUGCACCAGCCUAUCAGAUGGCAAGAUAGAGGAGCUGAGCAGGUACCCACCCCAUCCUUUCCCCCUUUUAAAUCUCUUCUUCCAGCUCAGGGAUGUUUAUUCCAGAGCCAGCAAACUCUCCUUGGAGGACUGGGGAAAAAAAUCCCCGAGCAUGGCUAAGCAAAGGUGUGUCCGGUUUUCAACGGAGAAGGUUAUCAGCACUGUCCAUAUUCUGGGCACCGAGCUCUUCCUGGACAUCCAUGGGGCAGCCCCGAGGGCUGCGACCUGCUUCAAGAUCUGGGCCACCCACGGCCUGAACAUCUACAAAAUCGAAGAUCACAUGACAAAAUCAACAAAACCGUCAAAAUCGAAGGUUUCCUGCCAUGACUCAACAUGGCCGCUGGACCGAACCGUCAAGUUCAGCGCCACCAUGGAUGCACCAAGCGACCAAGUCGAUGACGAAAAGAUCAGAGUUUCGUACUAUGAAUGUAACGACAAGGUCCCCAUCGCCAAAGCGAUUCUGCAUAUUACCUGCAUAGAAAUGUCCUUGGAUGCUGAUAUAAACCGUUUGGGAAUGGUGACCAGAGGAGGGAAGCAAAAGGAUCAGUGGACAUGGGGGCCAGAUGGAAAAGGUGCCAUUCUCUUGGUGAACUGCGACCGAGACAAUCCGACAGCCAACGAGGAAGACAACAAGGACACCAAGCUGACGUCCAAGCAAGACCUCCAGGACAUGUCCCGUAUGAUCCUGACAACUCAGGGACCUAAUGAAGUUUUUGCAAACUACCAGCUGACUCUCCACAUCUCGAAAGCUGAUUGUGACAGAGUGGGAGUCUUCUACGCUCAAGACAAGAAGGAACAGAGAUAUUACAAACAUGUUCUAGGAUCCGAAAAAAUCUCCUACCAUGUGAAACGGAACCUUGGUCAAGUGGAGAGCAUUUUCUAUGUGGAAGGGCUGAAAUUUCCAGACAUUGACUUUUCAGGGCUUGUCACUUUCCACGCUUCACUCCUGGAGCCCGCCAAGAAGGAGGUCCCAGAAACUUCCAUUUUCACGGAUACAUUGGUCUUCCGGGUUGCUCCAUGGAUUAUGACCCCAAACACUUUGCAGCCAGUUUCUGUUUACGUCUGCAGUGUUGGUGACAAUAAGGAUUUUGUGGAACAUAUAAGGAAGCUUGCCAUAAAAGCUGGAUGCAAAUAUAUUAUCUGCCCAGAAGAGAAAAAUCGAGGCGACAGAUGGAUCCAGGAUGAGAUGGAGUUUGGGUACAUCCAGGCUCCCCACAAAACAUUUCCGGUUGUCUUUGACUCCCCAAGGAACAGAGGGCUCAAAGAUUUCCCCUUUAAGGAGGUUUUGGGUCCAGAUUUUGGGUAUGUAAAACGGGAACUAAACUCCAAGGAGUCUGAUUCUAGCCUGGACUCAUUUGGGAAUCUUGAAGUCAGCCCUCCGGUGAAUGUCAAACAUAAGGAAUAUCCCCUUGGGCGUAUCCUAAUAGGGGCAUCUUUUCCUAGGAACAAUAACCCAAUGUCCAAACUUGUCAAGGACUUCCUCUACCACCAAGUUGUACAAUCUCCCAUUGAACUCUACACGGAUUGGCUCUAUGUGGGACACGUAGAUGAAUUCCUCACCUUUGUACCUGCUCCAGAUCAGAAGGGUUUCCGUCUGCUGCUGGCCAGCCCGAGAGCCUGCUUCAGACUGCUGGAAGAGAAGGAAAAGGAAGGACACGGGAAAGCCAAAAUGCUUGAAGGACUUGAAUUCCAGGGUGGGCAGGAUCAUAGGCCCCGUUCCAUAUCAGAAAUUAUAGCUGACAGAUUGUUACGGCAGUAUAAUGACAAGUGCCAGAAGUAUAUUGAUUGGAACAGAAAAACCCUUAAGGAGGAGCUGGGUCUGACAGAGAAAGACAUUGUUGAGAUACCUCAGCUUUUUCAGUCUCAUCUCCCGUUUCCUAAGUAUUCCGUUUCUGAAGUGCUCAAGGAUCCCGCUGAUGCUUAUUUCCCAGACAUGGUAAAUAUGAUUGUUCUGGGGAAACAUCUGGGCAUCCCAAAGCCGUUUGGACCCAUCAUUGACGGCCAAUGCUGCUUGGAGAAAGAGGUCCGACGUCUCCUGGAGCCCUUAGGGUUGUCCUGCAAUUUCAUCGAUGACUACGGAACUUACUACCUCAAAUAUGGCGAUGUUCAUUGUGGCACAAAUGUCCGCCGGAAGCCCUUUUCCUUCAAGUGGUGGAACAUGAGGCCUUGAGGGCCUCAUCAGUUUGUUUUCCACCCAAUGAAGAUGAUGAGACAGUUCUUGUGGAUCUUGUCCUGCACUUCCUCAGGAAAUCCAAUAACUUUUCCAAGAAUU
Molecule: messenger RNA, 2383 nt
Organism: Pantherophis guttatus
Lineage: Eukaryota; Metazoa; Chordata; Lepidosauria; Squamata; Colubridae
Product: protein-arginine deiminase type-3-like
Cellular component (GO): cytoplasm; nucleus
Molecular function (GO): protein-arginine deiminase activity; calcium ion binding
Source: RefSeq, a predicted model, not a curated record